Molecule: messenger RNA, 3260 nt
Organism: Drosophila novamexicana
Lineage: Eukaryota; Metazoa; Arthropoda; Insecta; Diptera; Drosophilidae
Gene: Best1
Product: bestrophin-2
Exons: 8
Coding region: 563-2905 (780 amino acids)
Molecular function (GO): chloride channel activity
Source: RefSeq, a predicted model, not a curated record
CGCGGAAGUGCCGAGCACGAGAGAACACGGCACAGAGCGCGAUUUGUUUGAAUGGCUGGCACGACAAGCAUGGCCACAUCCACAGCUACGUUCACGUUCAUGUGUGUGUGUGGAUGAAAGAACAACAGCGGCAACAGCGACGUCAAAAUAGUAGUGAAGCAUAAAGACCAACAAAAUAAAGAAGAAAUAAGCCCAAAACUCAACCAUAACAACAGCAGCGCCAACGCCAGCAAACAAUCAACGUUGUUCUUGAAUGCGAGGUGGAGUUGCUGUUGUUGGCACCUCGUGUACCUGGAUCAGUUGAGCUGCCGUAUUCGCGUGUUCCGCCGCGCUGUAAAUCUCAGUUACAAAGUGCAUCAGUGUUAGUUAGCAAUUAAAUUGCUCACCUCGGAAACUGAUGACAUUGGCUAUGCCCCAAUUAAAACAAAGCAAAAUGUACAUUUAUCUAAAUCGCGAAGCGUGAUAAGAAAACAUAACUGUCUUUAAGAACAAAACCAACAUUGGUUAUAACAAAAAUCUCAUUUGACAAUAUAAAAGAGAAAAUUAAAUACAACUUGCGAAAAUGACAAUAACGUAUACAGGUGAAGUGGCCACUUGUCGUGGCUUUGGCUGUUUUCUCAAACUGCUUCUCAGGUGGCGCGGAAGUAUUUACAAAUUAGUCUGGCUGGAUCUGCUCGCUUUUCUUACACUAUAUUAUUUACUUAAUUUGGUCUACCGCUUUGCGCUCAAUGAAAGCCAGAAAGAAACGUUUGAGGCGAUCGUGGCCUAUUGUAACAGCUAUCGUGAUCUCAUCCCGCUGUCCUUUGUACUCGGCUUCUAUGUCUCCAUUGUAAUGACACGCUGGUGGAAUCAGUACACAUCUAUUCCUUGGCCGGAUCCCAUCGCUGUCUUCGUCAGCUCCAAUGUGCAUGGCCAGGAUGAGCGCGGUCGCGUUAUGCGUCGCACAAUCAUGCGUUAUGUGUGCCUGUGCCUCACGAUGGUUCUGGCGAAUAUAUCACCGCGCGUCAAGAAACGAUUUCCUGGCCUAAACAAUCUAGUGGAAGCGGGCUUGCUCAAUGAGAACGAGCGUACAAUCAUUGAGACAAUGAACAAAUCAUUUCCGCGACCCUCCAAGCACUGGCUCCCAAUUGUGUGGGCGGCCAGCAUCAUUACGCGGGCAAGAAAAGAGGGCCGCAUUAGGGACGAUUUCGCCGUGAAGACCAUCAUCGAUGAGCUAAACAAGUUUCGAGGACAGUGCGGACUGCUUAUUAGUUAUGAUACGAUCAGUGUGCCCCUAGUUUACACACAGGUGGUUACUUUGGCUGUUUAUUCCUAUUUCCUCACCUGCUGCAUGGGGCAGCAGUGGACGAAUGGAAAAGUCGUGGGCACCAGUAGCUAUCUGAACAAGGUGGAUUUGUAUUUUCCAGUGUUUACCACGCUGCAGUUCUUCUUCUACAUGGGCUGGCUCAAGGUGGCUGAGUCUCUGAUCAAUCCCUUUGGCGAGGACGAUGAUGAUUUUGAAGUUAAUUGGAUGGUGGAUCGCAAUCUGCAAGUCUCCUAUUUAAUUGUAGAUGAAAUGCAUCAUGAUCACCCAGAGUUACUUAAGGAUCAGUACUGGGACGAAGUGUUUCCCAAUGAGCUACCAUAUACCAUUGCUGCAGAACGGUUUCGCGAGAAUCACCCGGAGCCUUCCACUGCCAAGAUCGAUGUACCGAAGAAUGCGGCGAUGCCCUCAGGGAUGUCAUCUGUGCGCAUCGAUGAAAUGGUUGGUAAUAAUAGCAUCGGCGCUUCUGGGUCUAAGCCGCCUUCCGCUGAACAGCCACAAGGCGCACCUAUGCAGACAGUUACUUAUGACCUUUCCAAAGCUGCGCCAGAUGAGGAGGGCGACGACGCCAGCGGCAUACACUUCUCAGCAGGCAAUGGCAAAUCGCGUCUGGGGCUAGGCUCCUCGCCCAGUCUGGUUAGUGUAUCGGGCACUCUGUCCCGGGUAAAUACGGUGGCGUCGGCACUGAAACGUUUCCUUAGUCGCGACGACAGCCGUCCAAGCUCAGCCACGCCCACCGAAGAUCCGGGCAAAUAUCGCUUCCCGAGCAGCGCCAGCUCGGCAAGUUUAACGGGCACCAUCGGCGGCCCAGCUGCUGUGAAACCCGCAGGCAGCAUGCGCAUAACCCAACAGGUUAUUGAGGAGGUGGACGAGCAGGCCACCAUCACGUCGAUGCGCCCCAACGAUCCGCGUCCCAAUGUAAAAGAUAUAUUUGCGCCGGCCGUUGGUCAGCCGCAAACAGCACCGCUGCAGCCACCACCGCCUGCAACAGGAGCAGCUACACCAUCACGCUCCCAGCCAGUGGACAUACCCCGACGCUCGCCGCAGUACGAGCGCGCCCACUCGCAGUAUGAUCCGACACCAUCACUCUUUCCACCUGGUGGCGUGGAUGCUCUGCUAAGCACAUCAGCCCCAGCCGGAGACAGUCCCUUACUCAUGUCAGCAGCCACGGCGCCCAGCUCGCCGGUGGGCGACAGCAGCAAGUCGCUGUUCGAGCAGCAUAAGGCCGCCAGCCGUGAGACGGUCGAAAAUCUUGACAUCAAAACAUCCAACGAUGUACUGGCCAACACAGCUGCCGAGGCCGCUCCGGAUGUUGGCGAUGAUUUUGAGAAGCUGAAAGCUGCUCGGGAAAAGGAGAAGCUGGUGCGCCAGCAGAUGAACUUGGCCCGUACCAUUAGCACAGCCCCGGGUGUGGAUCCCUCCGGAGUUGUUCCGCUGGUGCCAGUUGUGCCCGUGGCCAUGCCAAUGAUGGCGCCCAUUGCGCCCCAGGCGAACACAACGACCGCGCUCCCGGCUGUUGCUUCCAGCGCCGAUUUACUCGCCGGCGGCGAACCAGUGACCAAUUCAACCACUAAAUCCGAGGACGCCACCCAAGGAAGUUGAGCUGGCUGGCGUUUAGUAUUCAGGCGUACAGUAUAAAGUAUGCCACUUGUGUUAACAACUUUUCAAAUUAGAAAUAAGUUAAUUAUUUAGCGUAUUAGUUAAUUUAUAUAAGCUACUGAACCUAAUGCCUUAACAUGCAGAAUGACAGAAACGGAUUAAGAAUGCUCAUAACGUUAAAACGAUCUUGAGUGAGAAUGUACCCAUUUAACGCAGUUUAAAUACCUAUUAUUUAAAAUGAAGUCAAAAGUGAUUUGAAUCUAAACAAUAAUAUAAGUUUUCUAAAUUGCCAGAAAAUUGUGUUUUAAUUAAAGUAAAACCUCUCUUGGGCGUGUGACUGUCCGCUCAAGAGAAGCGU